CGAAAGAGCGAUGGGGGACGCGGCGAUGAACGUCGCAGCGUCCGGUAGCGGUGUUAGCGAUAGCGGUAGUGGCGGCGGCGGCGGCGGCGGCAGCGGCAGCGGUAGCGGCGGCGGUGGCGGCGGCGGCGGCGGCGGUGUCAGUGUCGGCAGUGGCAAUGGCAGCGGAAGCGGUAGCGUCAGCAGCAACAGCGGCGCGGGCAACAGCGUCGGCGGCCAUCGAAUCGUCAAGGAGGGCUGGCUCCAGAAACGCGGUGAACAUAUUAAAAAUUGGAGGUCGAGAUAUUUUGUCUUGAGAGACGAUGGUGCUCUGGUCGGAUUCAAGGCAAAACCUGAUCCACAAAUGGCUACGCAAACAUCUACGCAGCCAUUAAAUAAUUUUACAGUACGUGGAUGCCAAAUAAUGUCAGUGGAUAGACCUAAACCGUAUACAUUUGUUAUUAGAGGCCUGCAAUGGACAACUGUAAUUGAAAGGACAUUUCAUGUAGAAACUGAACAAGAUAGGGAAGACUGGGUAGCAGCAAUCAGAUAUGUAGCAAAUAGAUUAGCAAAUGAAGAAAAUCAGCAGCAUGAACAACCCCAAAUGCAACAAUCUUCCUCUUCGGAAGAUGUUGAUAUGGAAUCGUCAAUAGGUGCUAGGUCUGAUUCUUGUAGCUCUUUAGGUGUUGUAUCUACAGAUAUAGAUGGUGGUAGUAUUGAUGAAUUAUCAGCAAAAUUCAGUGUCCAAGGAACUUCAAGUAGUAAAAGCACUGGCAAAAAGAAAGUAACACUUGAAAAUUUCGAAUUUUUAAAAGUUUUGGGAAAAGGGACCUUUGGGAAGGUAAUUCUCUGUAGAGAGAAAGCAACGGGACAUUUAUAUGCUAUUAAAAUUUUAAGAAAAGAAGUUAUUAUUCGUAAGGAUGAAGUGGCGCACACACUUACUGAAAACAGAGUAUUACGCACUACUAAUCAUCCCUUUUUAAUUUCUUUAAAAUAUAGUUUUCAAACAGCAGAUAGAUUGUGUUUUGUUAUGGAAUAUGUAAAUGGUGGUGAAUUAUUUUUUCACUUGAGUCGGUCACGAGUAUUUGGUGAAGAUCGUACUCGAUUUUACGGCGCAGAAAUUAUAUCCGCUCUGGGUUACUUGCACUCGCAAGGUAUUAUAUAUCGUGAUCUCAAAUUAGAAAAUCUUCUCUUGGACAAAGAUGGGCAUAUAAAAAUUGCUGAUUUCGGUUUAUGUAAAGAAGACAUUACGUAUGGAAGGACAACAAAGACAUUUUGCGGAACACCAGAAUAUCUGGCACCAGAAGUACUCGAAGAUAAUGAUUAUGGACGAGCUGUGGAUUGGUGGGGUGUGGGUGUAGUCAUGUAUGAAAUGAUGUGUGGUCGAUUACCUUUUUAUAACAAAGAUCACGAAAAGCUAUUUACGCUUAUUUUAUUGGAAGAAGUAAGGUUUCCUAGGACGAUUAGUAAUGAAGCAAGAGAUAUGCUUGGUGGUUUGUUAAUAAAGGAUCCAAGUAGAAGAUUAGGUGGCGGACCCAAUGAUGCGAAAGACAUCAUGAAUCACGCAUUUUUUUCGUGUAUCAAUUGGACGGAUCUGGUCCAAAAGAAGAUUCCUCCACCUUUUAAACCGCAAGUGACUUCAGAUAUUGACACUCGAUAUUUUGAUAGUGAAUUUACUGGCGAAAGUGUUGAACUUACGCCCCCGGAUCAGGGCUGUUUAGGUAGUGGAGGAGGUUUAAAUUCUAUAGCAGAAGAACAAGAACAUUUUCCGCAAUUUUCGUAUCAAGAAAGUCAUUCUGCAGCAACUUCUUCCAUUGUCUCUAUUAAUCACUGACAGUGUCAAGUGUCUUGCUUAAUUAAUGUAAUGAGAUGUGUGGUUUAUUAAUGCAUGAAAAAUCUCGAGCAAAAACAUUCAAUUACAACAUGUAUCUGACAAUUGUCUACAAAGCUUAAAACUUUCCCGAUGAUAGGCAAAUCAAUAAAAUUAUCUUUCUUUA
Molecule: messenger RNA, 1973 nt
Organism: Camponotus floridanus (Florida carpenter ant)
Lineage: Eukaryota; Metazoa; Arthropoda; Insecta; Hymenoptera; Formicidae
Gene: Akt
Product: RAC-beta serine/threonine-protein kinase B
Exons: 7
Coding region: 11-1810 (599 amino acids)
Biological process (GO): protein phosphorylation
Molecular function (GO): protein serine/threonine kinase activity; ATP binding
Source: RefSeq, a predicted model, not a curated record